This is a messenger RNA of Castor canadensis (American beaver), 1553 nucleotides long. The record is from RefSeq and is a predicted model, not a curated record. NCBI's taxonomy places the organism in Eukaryota, Metazoa, Chordata, Mammalia, Rodentia, Castoridae.
CUGCCACCUAUCUAGUCUGAGAAAGUCCAGCCCAGGUCCAGCCCUGAGCAGGGAGUGAGCCUCUCAGCCAUGCCAGCCUGCUGCAGCUGGAAUGAGAUUUUCCAGUAUGAGACGAACAAAGUCACCCGGAUCCAGAGCACAAAUUAUGGAAGCAUUAAGUGGGUCUUGCAUGUGAUCGUCUUUUCCUACGUUAGCUUUGCUUUGGUGAGUGACAAGCUGUACCAGCGGAAAGAGCCUGUCAUCAGCUCUGUGCACACCAAGGUAAAAGGGAUAGCAGAGGUGAGAGAGGAGAUCAUGCAAGAUGGGAUGAAGAAGUCAGUGCACAGUGUGUUCGACACUGCGGACUACACCUUUCUUUUGCAGGGAAAUUCCUUCUUUGUGAUGACAAACUUUCUCAAGACAGAAGGCCAAGAGCAGGGGCUGUGCCCUGAGUAUCCCACCCGCAGGACACUCUGUUCCUCUGACCGGGGUUGUAAAAAGGGAUGGAUGGACCCGCAAAGCAAAGGAAUCCAGACCGGCAGGUGUAUAGCGUACAAAGGGAGCCAGAAGACUUGUGAAGUCUCUGCCUGGUGUCCCACUGAGGCGGUGGAGGAUCCCCCCCGGCCUGCACUUUUGAGCAGUGCUGAAAACUUCACUGUGCUCAUUAAGAACAAUAUCGACUUCCCUGGGCACAACUACACCACGAGAAACAUCUUGCCAAAUUUGAAUAUCACUUGUACCUUUCACAAGACUCAGAAUCCACAGUGUCCCAUUUUCCGACUAGGAGAUAUCUUCUGGGAAACAGGAGACAACUUUUCAGACGUGGCAAUUCAGGGAGGAAUCAUGGGCAUUGAGAUCUACUGGGACUGCAACCUGGACAGCUGGUCCCAUCACUGCCAUCCUAAAUAUAGUUUCCGCCGCCUGGACGACAAGAGCACCAAUGAGUCCUUGUACCCUGGCUACAACUUCAGGUAACAGCACUCCAGGUUGGACUUAGUCAACAGCUGACCCUGGAGCUUCAGGGCCUGGCUGAAUUGCAUCCCCAGCAGUAAGUAAGACUAGUUUGUUUUCCCAAGGCAACAAGAUGAGUGAAAAAGACUUCCCCUCGAGCUAGGUGGUGAUGUACAUGGUUUGUAAUGCAUAGACUUGGGCAGAAGAGAAAGGCAUAGAGGAAGAUGAAAACCACCUAUUAUUCCUCUACCCAGAGAUGAUCACUGAAAAUGCUUGGGUGAAUUUUCCUUUGUCUAUAUCCAUUCUUUCCUGAGGCUCACCUAAGGUCCUGUCACUCAUAUACUUCAGUAUUCAGCGAGUGCUUUUUUAUUCCCAGACCACUUGAAAUUCUCUGGCCAGCACAUUAAUGAUCCUAGCAUUCCACUGUAGUAGUAUACUGAUAGCAACUGCUGUAAGUUAAGAAGGGUUGUCUACCUACCGGGUGACCAGCCAUCCUCUCUGAACCCCCCAACCAGCCUGGAAGGUAGCUACUGGUGUUCCUGGUUAAAACUGGGAAAGGCUACAUUAUUUGUCCAGACUCACAGCUGCAAGUCAUAAUUCUUCUUUUUUCCAUAUAGCAUCCA